AUGCACGGUGUCAAGAGGAAGCAAUGGACUCAAGAGCUUCUGAAGCAGAAAAGAAUUCAGGAUCAAAGAAAGAUAGCAAGCUACAGAGAACUAGUUGAUGAAGUUUUGAAAUUGCGAGACGAUGGCUGCUUCACUAAUGAGUCCCUGAAGGCGACGACCAGAUUGCUGCAAGCGAAUCCAGAAUUCAAUGCGAUUUGGAAUUACAGAAGGGAGAUCGUUGAUAGACUAGCUCCAUCGCUGGAUUCUGGAUUCUGGAAUGACGAGCUCAUGUUUACUCUAGUGCUUUUGAAGCAAUAUCCCAAGGUGUAUUGGAUUUGGAACCAUAGAAUAUGGACUUUACAACACCAUAGUGAUCGCACAACCACUGUCUGGGAGAAUGAACUGGCUAUGGUAAGCAAGCUAUUGCAACUAGAUGCAAGAAACUUUCAUGGAUGGCACUAUAGAAGGCUCAUCCUCAAUAAGCUCGAGAAACUAACGAGUCGUAAUAGAGAUGCGGACGAGUUACAGUAUGUCACACAGAAUAUUAACAAGGACAUAUCUAAUUACUCAGCAUGGCACCAAAGGGCAUCACUUAUUUCGAGUUUAUUUGACAACCAUGAGAUUGCUGAUGAACGGAAGUUCAUCCUGGAUGAAUUCGCUUACAUUACAAACGCUAUCUUUACCGAUGCUGAGGACCAGUCAGUUUGGUUUUACACAAAAUGGUUCAUCAAAUAUGUUAAUGUAUCGAAGGUUUUGGGUCAUGGAGAAUACAUAAGACAGUUGCAGGAUCUGAAAAGCAACAUCAUUGCCAUCAAUCAAGAUGACGUGGAAUUCUCAGGUAAAGAGAAUAACUGGUGUCUCAAAAUUUUGAUCUUUAUAGAAGGCAUCGAGCAGGAACUAGGACUGCAGAUUGAAUCUCACUCAGAGGCUUAUUUGAAGCAACUGAUCAUUGCUGAUCCGUUGAGGAAAAACAGGUACCUAAGUUUAAUAGCCAAGCGGACCUGA
Torulaspora globosa is the source of this 984-nucleotide messenger RNA. It is a transcript of the gene BET4, whose product is annotated as Rab geranylgeranyltransferase BET4. The transcript has 2 exons. Gene Ontology annotation, molecular function: Rab geranylgeranyltransferase activity. The record is from RefSeq and is a predicted model, not a curated record. The coding region runs from base 1 to 984 and encodes 327 amino acids. NCBI's taxonomy places the organism in Eukaryota, Fungi, Ascomycota, Saccharomycetes, Saccharomycetales, Saccharomycetaceae. Gene Ontology annotation, cellular component: Rab-protein geranylgeranyltransferase complex; cytoplasm. Gene Ontology annotation, biological process: protein geranylgeranylation.